GCGGCCUGUCCCGGAACGAGAUCUAUACACAUUACGUUUGCCCCAGAUGCACCAGAGAAACGUUUGGUCGGAUACAUCAUGUCAAACAUGAUCGAAGGACAAAAAAAUGGAAUCAACAAAACAAGGGUUAGAAAAGGGAAAAAACGAACAACGCCCGUGUAAAUGCUUGACAACCCAGACCAAGAUUUCUCGGUGCCUUGACCCAUGUUCGCCGCCGCCCCAACCACCACCACCAGCGCCGUGGAAACUUCGUUCCCGCAAUAAAGACUUCGCCCCCAAGACCUCCGUUGCCCGUCAUGCCCAACCCAGGGAAGAGGAAAAACCUUUUGCCAGAACACCACCCUCCGUUUUCAAUUCCCAUGCGUCAAGCUGUGCAGCUCUGAUGCGUUGACCCUUGAACGCCGCCCCAAUGUGGUGAUCGCCCGCAAGGCAAACAAAAAGAAAUUAGGAACUAAAAAUACCGUUGUACCUGUUGCCAUAGGGGUAGGUAGCCGUAUCCUGUACCGCCAGGGUUCGGGAUCGCAGAGUAGGCUCUAUGGAUG
This is a messenger RNA of Parathielavia appendiculata, 542 nucleotides long. RefSeq lists its product as uncharacterized. The transcript has a single exon. Lineage: Eukaryota; Fungi; Ascomycota; Sordariomycetes; Sordariales; Chaetomiaceae. The record is from RefSeq and is a predicted model, not a curated record. Bases 107 to 391 code for a protein of 94 amino acids.